Penicillium manginii is the source of this 1491-nucleotide messenger RNA. RefSeq lists its product as uncharacterized. NCBI's taxonomy places the organism in Eukaryota, Fungi, Ascomycota, Eurotiomycetes, Eurotiales, Aspergillaceae. The record is from RefSeq and is a predicted model, not a curated record. The transcript has 2 exons. Bases 1 to 1491 code for a protein of 496 amino acids.
AUGCCUCCGCUCCCGGGCGAAGAGCGUCUACUGACCGUUUUCGCCGAUAUUCAUUCUUAUUUCACGGUGCCGACCCCAAAGCCUUUACACCACCGGUUUGAUAAAGGCUCCUAUCUAUACAUCUAUCAUGAUGAUGCCGACAACAAGGCUAGAAUCGAGAUUGCCAAUAACCCAGGAACAUCUGAUCAAGAUGCAUUCCAUGGAGGGUUGGAGAAUGUCCAUAUCCGUCAUUCAACUCAAUUCCCUACCCAGUGCACUCUGACGGUGGAUGGGCUUGGCUCGCCGCACCAGCCUGCCCAUUAUGAAUGGCGGCUCCCGAGUGGAGAUCCCCGCAACGAGCGUCACAGCCUCUUACGUCUACACACACUAGACAUCUAUUUCUGGACUUUGGACGAUGCAAAUCAAUUCCUAGACACAAUUGGCCGUGUCCUGGCUACACAUCAAUUAGAAACAGACCGCCUCGCUCAGUCGGAACAGCCCUUGAGCUCGGUCGUACAACAACUUGAGAAUGUCGCUGUGACAGAUCCAGCCUACCAGAACGGCCAGACACGCAACUCGCGCUCCGAAUUCCCAUCAGCAACUGUACCCGGUAUACAGGGGAUCCAACAAGUUCCUAAUCUCCCACCACCGCCUCCAAGCGGACAAACAGCCGACCCACAAGGAGCCAGCUCGGUACAGCAAUCCCCGGUAUUGGAACAGACAACACCAGAGAGCUUCGCGCCUCUGCCUUACAACCCAGCCGCACCUGCAGCUCCGGAGCCCAUCAAACACCGCGAGAAGACCCCGCCCCCAGAAGAUGGAGCUAAUGGCACCGGGCUCGCCGCAGCGGUGGCAGCCGACCAUGGUGUCCCAUAUACCCCGCCAUCGCAAGUUGGCGGAGCCGUAGGAAUGGCCGCCUUGACAAGCCCACAAACUCCCCACGGGAUCUCAUAUACUGGUGCACCAGCAACUGCUGCAGCAGGAUACGCUUCGCCCCCACCAAGCGCAGGCCCAACAAACCCAGCAACGUUGUCAAGUCCCACCUCGAUCCAAAGCCCAGGACCACCCGCGUAUCAACAAGCCUUCCAGCCCGGGGCCCAGCAAAAAUGGACACCUAGCACGCCGGGAUCAAUGACCUUUGCGCCGCCACCGCAAGAUCCCAACGCCCACCUCUAUGCGCAGCAGCAGGCUCAGCAGCAGCAACUCUAUGGCUCACCACAAUCACCACCUGCCCAUCACCCCAACAAAGCCGUCCAAAUCGCCGGAUACUCGAACUUCUCAUACGACAAAUCACAACAACCCCAGCAGCAGACGCAGCCCGGUGCCUCAGAGUACGAUGUCCACAAUCAACUGUACAGGCCUACGGAAACAGAAGCCAACUCGCAUGUUUACCAACAUGCGCAAAAAGCCAUGAAGAACUCCGGGACCCGGGGCCGUAAGCUUGAGGACAAGGCGGAUAAACUGGAGAGCGGGAUGAAUCGCUUCUUCAAGAAGUUGGAGAAGAAGUUCUAA